GGAUGUUGCUCUCGGGUUCGUGUUGGAAGCUCAGCUGAUGCAGGCCGGCUGUUGGGAACGUCAAAGCCGCGAAGAGGCGCGUUGCCACUGCCGCCGAAGUAGUUGCGGCCUGCAUCCGGGUAAGACCAUGAAUUAUGGCAUUUCUUAAUGAAGCAUUCAGGAAUGAAGUGAAAGUCAUAACAGAUAGAGAAAAAAAGUGAUUUUUAAGUUAUGUCUAUUAAUUUGACUAUAGAUAUAUAUAUUUACCUCCUUAGUAAUGCGCGAAGUCUUUGUGGGAAGCAGAAAAGCAAGCAACUACAUUUCUUGUCCUCACCUAAAUAUUACUGGAAGAUAAGCCACAUCAGUCUACAAAGAGGUUUUCAUACAAGCAAAAUAAGAUGUAAAUGGACCAAAAGUGAAGCACAUUCUUGCAGUAAGCACUGUUACUCUUCAAGCAACAAUGGUUUACAUAUUGGAAUUUUGAAACUUAGCACUUCUGCUCCCAAGGGACUUACAAAAGUGAGCAUUCGUAUGUCCCGUAUUAAAAGUACUUUGAACUCUGUUUCCAAGGCUGUUUUUGGAAAUCAGAAUGAAAUGAUCUCACGUUUAGCUCAAUUUAAGCCAAGCUCUAAAAUAUUAAGAAAAGUAUCAGAUGGUGGCUGGUUAAAUCAGAAAAACGUUAAACAAACCAUCAAAUCUCUGAAAAACUAUAGUGACAAAUCACCAGAAAAGAGUUCUGUUCUAGAAAAGCAAAGUCACAUUAUAGAUAAAGGCAAAGAUACUGGUAAACAAAGCCCUUUUCAUUACACAAAUAUUAUAACUACAAAAUUUGGAGAGUCAUUCUACUUUUUAUCCAAUCAUAUUAAUUCGUACUUCAAACGUGAGGAGAAAAUGUUUCAAAAAAAGGAAAACAAACAUUUCCAGGACAAAUCAAAACUUGAAGAUAAAAAGGGUGAAGAAGAGAAAUCCAGUUCUCCAGAUCCUGGUGUGCUGACUGAUGAUAAACUAGGCUCAGAAUCUUCUUCAUAUACUGUGGAUAAGCCUGAAAGUCCCAGUGGAACACCUGAAGUUCUUCCAGUUUCUACUAAACAAAGUAUUGCUAACUUUCUUUCUCGUCCCACUGAAGGUGUACAAGCUUUAGUAGGUGGUUAUAUUGGUGGACUUGUCCCCAAAUUAAAGUAUGAUUCAAAGAGUCAGUCACAAGAACAGGAAGAAACCACCAAAGCUGAGCAGGCUGACAAUAAAGACAAAAAUGCAGAGGAGAAAAAGCGUUUAUCUCUUCAGCGAGAAAAGAUUAUUGCAAGAGUGAGUAUUGAUAACAGAACCCGGGCAUUAGUUCAGGCAUUAAGAAGAACAACUGACCCCAAACUCUGCAUUAAUAGGGUUGAAGAACUGACUUUUCAUCUUCUAGAAUUUCCUGAAGGAAAAGGAGUGGCUGUCAAGGAGAAAAUUAUUCCAUAUUUAUUACGAUUGCGACAAAUUAAGGAUGAAACUCUUCAGGCUGCAGUUAGAGAAAUUUUGGCUUUAAUUGGCUACGUGGAUCCAGUGAAAGGAAGAGGAAUCCGAAUUCUCACAAUUGAUGGUGGAGGAACAAGGGGUUUGGUUGCUCUUCAGACACUGCGAAAAUUAGUUGAACUUACUCAGAAGCCAGUUCACCAGCUGUUUGAUUACAUUUGUGGUGUAAGCACAGGUGCUAUAUUGGCAUUCAUGUUGGGAUUAUUUCAUAUGCCUCUGGAUGAAUGUGAGGAACUUUAUCGAAAAUUAGGAACAGAUGUGUUUUCACAAAAUGUCAUUGUUGGAACAGUCAAAAUGAGUUGGAGCCAUGCAUUUUAUGACAGUCAAACAUGGGAAAAUAUUCUUAAGGAUAGAAUGGGAUCUUCACUAAUGAUUGAAACAGCAAGAAACCCCACAUGUCCUAAGGUAGCUGCAGUAAGUACCAUAGUAAACAGAGGAAUAACGCCAAAAGCUUUUGUAUUCAGAAACUAUGGUCAUUUUCCUGGCGUCAACUCUCACUAUUUGGGAGGCUGUCAGUACAAAAUGUGGCAGGCCAUUAGAGCCUCAUCUGCUGCUCCAGGCUACUUUGCAGAGUAUGCAUUGGGAAAUGAUCUUCAUCAGGAUGGAGGUUUGCUUCUGAAUAACCCUUCAGCAUUAGCAAUGCAUGAGUGUAAAUGUCUCUGGCCAGACGUCCCAUUAGAGUGCAUAGUGUCCCUAGGCACUGGACGUUAUGAGAGUGAUGUGAGAAACACCAUGACGUAUACAAGCUUGAAAACCAAACUAUCUAAUGUUAUCAACAGUGCAACAGAUACAGAAGAAGUCCAUAUAAUGCUUGAUGGUCUGUUACCUCCUGACACCUAUUUUCGAUUCAAUCCUGUAAUGUGUGAAAACAUACCUCUAGAUGAAAGUCGAAAUGAAAAGCUGGAUCAACUGCAGUUGGAAGGGUUGAAAUACAUAGAAAGAAAUGAAGAAAAAAUGAAAAAACUUGCAAAAAUAUUAAGUCAAGAAAAAACAACUCUGCAGAAAAUUAAUGAUUGGAUAAAACUAAAAACUGACAUGUAUGAAGGCUUUUCAUUCUUUUCAAAAUUGUGAUGAGUGUGUAUAUUCUCAUAAAUGGAGGUCUGUUCAGAAGAUCCACCAAAUUCAGUGAGGAAUCAGAGGGCUCAACACGAGUUAACUUUGAAAUACUUAUGAAUCCUGGGGAAUCCUGAAAAAGAUGGUGCUUGGACCAGCUUGCACAGCACAGGAUAUACUUGGUUACAGAACUUAUAAGAGAAUUAGGUUUUCAUGAUGUUAAUAAUUAGCUAUGCUUUAGGAAUCUUAUUAAUUAUUGUUCUAGUUGGUUGUAGUAGAUAUUGGUGUUAUAUUGUUUGAUGUUUGAAAAUUUAUUAAUAUAUGUGCCAAACAAGAACUGAAAAAAUAUCAUAUACUUGAUAUUUUUGCUUUAGUCACCAUAAUCAUGUUGAAUUUAUUUGAUUAUUGAUUUUCUUCCAUGUGGAAAAUCUAAUUUCUUUUUAAAUUUACAUCGCAUGUGUUCACGAACUAUACUCUGCAAUCCAAAUGUUGCCUUUUACUGUAUAUCAUUUAAACACAUACAGAAAAGUGGAAUUUUCUCUGUCAGAGGACUCUUAUGUUGGAAAUAAGAAAGAACCAGAUACAGUUUUCUAUUUAAACGUGUUUAUUUCAACAUUGUUUGAUUUAAAAUCAUAGAUGAGGUUCAGUCAAUCACUUUCUACCCUUUAAAUUUCAGGAUAAUGCUGUGUAUUACCUUUUCUAGCUCUAGCUUAUUAUUCAUAAAAUUAAUUACUUGAAUUUACUAAGAAAAUAUCACUAUCAUUAACAAAAAUAAACUUUUAAAUAAUUUAUUGUUAAAAGACUAAUGUCAUUUUAAGAUUAUUUAUUGUUCAUAAUGUAGCUCUCUAUCUCUUUGUAGCAUUUGAAUAUACCUGUGUCAAGAGUGUGCUUAAAAAAAUAAGUUAGGCUUGUUUUACCAUAUUAACUUCUUUAACUUUCAGGGUUUCACAGAGGUUAAUAACAUAAACCAACUCAAAUAAUUGUUUAUGCCAUCCAAAUUCAUCUUUGUUGUAUUAUCUGUUUUGUUAAUCCUUACAUCAUGUUUAGAUUUGUCAAGAAAAUGAAAAAAGGUAAGUGUCUUUUGCUUUGUACAUAUAAACUAAAGCUAAAACCCCUAUUGCCCAUAUUGUCAUAUUGCUUCUUUGCAAUGCUGAUUCAUAGAGUAUGGUAUGGUUCAGUGAGUGCCAAGGGGAGGCGAGAGUCUGAAUGCUAAUCCUGGCUCUGAGGCUGUGAUACGGAGUCCUAUUUGUGACCUGGAGGAGCUAGCAGACAACCUGUCUGGGUUUCAGAUAUUUCAUUUGUAAAGUGAAGAAAGCUAGCUCUAAAGUUUUAUUUACUUUUUUUAUGGUAACCUAAAAAGUAAAUUGUGCAAAGGAACAAGCAAAAGAUAAGAGAUGUGAAAAUGAAUUUUCAGUCCUACACAAGUAAAAUAUCUGUUCUUUUUAAAGAAGCAGAGUCUAUCUUAGAAAUAAAAUGUAAUAAAUUCUCCAACUCAUCAAUUAUAUAAAAAUAUAGAGAAUGAAGAUUGUUAUCUCUGUAAUAAAUGGCAUGCUGGUGAUAUUUCAGUUCUGUUCUUGCUGCAGAUAUUAUUCUUUAUUAAAAAUAGUACCUCAGAUAGAGUUGUCCCUGGAGGCAUAUGGGCUGGCUGGGAUUUCCCCUUGGGAUGGAGAGAGCCCAGCCUGGGUUAUAAUUUCCCUAUGCGCUUCCUCCUUUCCCAAACCGAAUUUUAUUCAGGAGAAAGUGGAUAUCAAAGGAAUCUUCUGAGUGGGGAAGGAAGCCACAAAAAGUCAGUCUGCAGUCUGAGGGGAUAGAGGAGGAUCUUCCAACUUUGUUUUGGUAGUACGAUGAGGGACUCCCUUUUAGCUCCCCCUCACUCAGCAGCUGCUGACAGCUGUGCCUCCUUUUCACUUAUAGAACUGCUAAUUGCUGAAGUAGCUAGGACCCCUAGAGUUCAAAGCUCAAAAUUUUACCUAACUUGCUAUACUCUAGAAAUAACUCUAUUCACAGUUUUAAAUGUUUCUUAAGUAUUAGUGCUAGUAAUGUGAUGAAAAACAUUGAUUUUUAACAUCCAAAUUGUAGUUUUGAGAUGCAGUAUAAAGAUGAAGGUACCAAUGAUUUCUAAAGAUAAUGUAAAAUAAUCCUUUCAGACAACAAAUAUUACAUAUUUGUAUGCAGCUAGAAAAACUUGUAAACGUAAGAAAAAUACAAAUCAUUGGAAGUUAAAAUAUUUCUGGGUAUUCUUUGUAAUAAGCCAAAUUUCAUGCACAAUAAAGUGAUAUUUAGUGCA
Messenger RNA from Miniopterus natalensis, 4834 nucleotides. It is a transcript of the gene PNPLA8, whose product is annotated as patatin like domain 8, phospholipase A2. The record is from RefSeq and is a predicted model, not a curated record. Gene Ontology annotation, cellular component: membrane. Lineage: Eukaryota; Metazoa; Chordata; Mammalia; Chiroptera; Miniopteridae. Gene Ontology annotation, biological process: arachidonate metabolic process.